This is a messenger RNA of Dendronephthya gigantea, 2413 nucleotides long. Its product is annotated as apoptosis regulator Bcl-2-like. The transcript has 2 exons. Lineage: Eukaryota; Metazoa; Cnidaria; Anthozoa; Malacalcyonacea; Nephtheidae. Gene Ontology annotation, molecular function: protein heterodimerization activity; protein homodimerization activity. The record is from RefSeq and is a predicted model, not a curated record. Gene Ontology annotation, cellular component: mitochondrial outer membrane. Gene Ontology annotation, biological process: intrinsic apoptotic signaling pathway in response to DNA damage; extrinsic apoptotic signaling pathway in absence of ligand; regulation of apoptotic process. Bases 394 to 984 code for a protein of 196 amino acids.
AUAAAAAUAGUUUGUAUUGUAGGAAUUCUUAUGUAGAAAACUCAAUUUAAAAGACUGACGACGAUAAGAUUACAUUGUCUAACCUGCAUAUAACUACGAAUAAUUUUAAAAUUGUAGGGGAAGAUUUUUUUAAUUUUGUAAAUGGAGCAAAUAAGCGUGAAGGUAGUGAGAGACUCAGUGAACUUUGAGUUACGAUUGAGAUGAUUCAUCCAAUGACACGAAAGCAAUAAGAUGACGUCAUAAUAAUGGCUGUCACUGAUUGGUUAAUUUCCAGCAACCCGGGGCGUGCGAUUGUAUUUUACUUGCGGGGGUGUUUGCCUUUUGUACAGCGCUUGGGAAAAGUUUUCAUGGGCUUUUUGUUUUGGUGAAAAUCGGUCCGUUUUUUGGCUAGCCAUGCAGGGUACACGCAAUAAAGUACCCAGAAGACGUGUGAAGGAACUCAUCCACGAUUUACUGAGCCAUGUUUUGGUCAAGAAUGGUUUUAACAUCGAACGAUUUGCGCCAAAUCCUCACCCAGAUAUAAGCCAACUGCAUGUAAGACGAACUGUAGAUGCAUUAAUCGAUGAUUCAAGCGAAUUAUUUACAAACUUGGGAGACCAAUUGCACAUGACAUCUGAGAACAUUCAUUUGAUUUUCAUGGGAAUAUCCGAUGAGAUUUUUGUCACAGGCAUAAAUUGGGGACGAAUUGUUGCUUUCUUAGCCUUUGGUGGUUCUGUUAUGGUGCAUUGUGCUAACAAUUCUGAGCUCGUGCUAUUCUUAGAUGAAAUAUCGGAGUGGAUGACAGAAUACAUUGAGGAUAACUUGAGAGUUUGGGUCGAAGAACACGGUGGUUGGGAUGGAUUUGUCAAUUUCUUCAAACUGCCUGGAGGAGAUGACUUCUUUCAAAAUGAACUUGAUUUUAAAAACUGGAGUCUUUAUGCACUUGCUGGCUUUAGUAUUGGUGCUUUGAUCAUGUUUGCCACAAACCAGAUUAAUCAUUCAUGACCUAGCUGCCUUUUAAAGAACUGAAAGUUCAUGUUGCAGUCUUCAAGAUAAACUUAUCUUGUAGCUCAAAGCAUCUGCAUUCAGUUUUGGGGUAAAACAUUCUCAUUGAAGCAAUUUGGUUGAAAAUUUGUAGCACAGGUUUGCAGCAAAAUAUACAGCAACUAUUGCAGACUAAAAGUGGUAGAAAACUUUGUUUUAGGGGUUUUGUUUUGUCUUCUGAGAAGAACUUGUUCUUAUUGUGUUCUUUAAGUAAGCCUUGUUAUUAGGCAAGUGAUAGUUUUAGUUAUAUACAUACAUAUUUAGCUGGCCACUCUCAGUAUCCUUUUUGAAAAAUUUGCUUCAAAUUUUAUUGCUGACUUGAAAUACCAUGUUUUGAUAUUAGUUUUGCACUUGAAACUAGUUUAGUACCAUAUAAGGCAAUCUUUUGUUCCUAUGGAACAUUUUCUAUGGGUAACUUUCUAAUGGUGCAUGCCUGUAGAUGUCUGUGGAAAAUUGAAUAUUUCAAUGCUGCAAAAAAGUUUGGAGUAAUUUCAAAGAACAGGUUUGAGCCUGGAUACCACCAGCUCACUGCUAUAUUUAGGCUUUCAAGUCUUUCAUUUUCAUUUAUGCAACUCAUACAAACUCAUACAUACAUCUGUAGGUUUGUCUCCUUUUGGGAACAGCCAGAAAACACUGAUUGCUUAGUGUCAAUUCAUGCUUUCUUUUGGGGGGAUAUCAGUGACGUAAGAAGCAUAAUACUAUGGGGGGGGGUGUCACGUAAUCCUAUAUUCAUGUUAGCAGACUUAUAUUGACUAAUAUAGACAUGGAUCUGAGAAGAGAAAAUCAUGCACAACAUGAGUAUACGAAUAUGUACCCACCCCCCCCCCCAAUUAUCAUGCUUACUAUGCCACUUGGGAACAUUCAUAAUUAAUUGCUUACUUUGUUUUUAAAAGUUAUCUGAAUGCGACCAUGAUUACACUCUUGAUGGACUUUUUAAUCAGACUCAAUAUUAGACCAAUGAAAACUGUAACAAGUUUUGUUUUUGUGUGAUCAACUAUUGUACCAUGGUGACUCCAUGAUGACAGAGUUUCUUUUUAGAGUUUAUAGAUAUCAUAUAUCACACAUGCCACAAAAUUUUACCAUGCUACAGCAGCUACAUACACUCAUGCAAGGUUUUGAACAUUAAUAUAUAAAUACAAAAGUUUAUGAGUUAUGUACACACUUUUUGUGUUGUGAUUUCUUAUCAAAUUACAAGCCACACAUACAUAUAUUUAGAGACAGGUUGUUUUGUUAGCUAGAUAGGCAAUGGGUGUUUAUAUCAUGGAUUAUAAUAUAUAUUCUUUAUAAAUUUCAAAACGUUAAAAUAUUUAAUGCUUUUUGGUAUGUGGUACCAGGUUAUUAUUGACAUUAGGUUGGCUAUAUUGUUGUUGAUUACAAUCCUGGGUAUUGU